Cooperia oncophora is the source of this 774-nucleotide messenger RNA. The record is from the annotation of a GenBank genome assembly. NCBI's taxonomy places the organism in Eukaryota, Metazoa, Nematoda, Chromadorea, Rhabditida, Trichostrongylidae.
AUGUCAUUUCAAGGCGGUGUUUGUUCAUCGGAGAUCGGUGCUUUCAAGAACAUCAAUGGUCAAUGUACGACUGAAGACCGUUGCCCUGGCGGUUCCACAUGCCGCGCUCAGGUCUGUCAGUGCGUUGACGGCUCAUCUGAACAUCAUGGCUGUUGUCGUCAAUCACCAGGAAGGCGAUGCACCCACAGGGAGGCAUGCAAUGGCGGUUCGAGGUGCGAAUUCGGCUUAUGCCGUUGUCUUGACGGUAGCAUAAUCAAUGGCGCCAGGUGUGUAAUCAGCAGUACGGAACCUGGAAAAUCGUGUCAAAGUGGUCAAAAAUGUAUCCACGACAGCGUUUGCCGAUUCGGGAUGUGCAUGUGCAUCGCGAAGUACGUCACAUUCAACGGAAGAUGUAUGACUGAGGAGAGUAUACUCACUCUCACCUCCUCAACCCUUGCUGCCACUCCACCUGUCAAGGUUGGCUCUGUGAAAGGUUCUGGUUUCGAAUGUCAUCGAAAGGAUAUUUGCAGCGGUGGUUCAACGUGCCGAAACGGAUUUUGUGAGUGCAGCGAUUUGGAAGUGAUCAUCAGUGGGCACUGCGUCGGCAGUCAUGAAAAAGCCAACGAAAUCGUCGAGAAACUGCUUGUCGCUGCACCUGGCCAACCUUGUGAGGCUGGGGAAAAGUGCACUGGAGGAUCGACAUGCACCAAUUAUCUCUGCACUUGUGAACACGUCGCCAUUGACGACUCACGUGGAUGCUUUGAAGAUGCUCGGAAACAUAUGGCGCGAAUGUAG